UGAAUUCUGCAUUCCGUACACAACCGGAAGUGUUUUUUUAGAACAUGUCCAGGUAGCAUGAGCUAAAAACAUUGGGCUAAUAAUACGAUCGCAAUUCGUAUUAAGUAGCCUUUUCGGUUUGGAACUCAUGCAAUACUGUGGGUUGACUGUACGCUGCAAUGGACCAACAUGGACGCAAAGUGAACCCUCCACCCUCCGGUUACAAAAAUCACAGAAGAAACAUGGAUAAUGACACUUUGAGUGUAAACCCUAAACGCUUUAGGCCAAGCCAUUCGCCGCACCGAGCUGAUCCAGCACCUCUCUCCUCCUCAGCAUCUUCAUGCCGGGCUUUGAGUACCAGGCGGCAAUUAUAUGAAAAACCCUUUCCAGUUUACAAACAGCCUGUUGAAGUGGGGUCUUUUUCACUGGACUCUGAACGUAGGUUCUUCAAUGACGCAAGGCAAAUUAGAUAUUUUGUGGAGCCGCCUUCCAGGCCUGACUUUAACCUAAGGGAUGGCUACAAGGACCGGUUUGUAAAGAGAGACGACAGUAUAAAGGAGAAACUGGAUCACAUCCUUCGGUGGAUUCUAGCCAACAAAUCAAAGCUCGAGUCCCGUGUGGCUGCAGCCUCAUCAUCACCGGCGUUGGGGGUGGACGUUGUCACAUGGCGCGGACAUCUCACCAAGCUUCUGACCACGCCAUACGAGACGCGGGAGGGCUGGCUGCUGGCAGCCACCCUGUUCAGAGGAACCCUUUACCUCAGCGAGGUGGAGACGGAGGCCUCGCGCCGCGAUACAGAAAACCGCACGGAGCGGCACCAAGAGAUGAUGUACUGGGGCUACAAGUUUGAGCAGUACCUAUGUGCAGAGGACAUGAAGGCCUCCCCAGACCCAGGCGGCGUGGUAAAUACCAACGAGGCUUUCUGCACCGUGGUCCAGACCAAGCUGGCCGACCACAAGCUGCUCUUCUCAGGCGAGGUAGACUGCCGGGACAGAGGGCCCAAGUCCCCUGCCGCCCCUGCCUGCUACAUCGAGCUGAAGACCUCGGCGGAGAUCUGCACGCCCAAACAACGGAGUAAUUUCCACAGAUUCAAGCUGCUCAAGUGGUGGGCCCAGUCCUUCCUCCCGGGAGUCCCUCGUAUCGUCGCAGGCUUCCGGGAUCCCGACGGCCUGGUUGUCGGGACGGAGACCAUUCAAAUCUCCCAGAUUUCACAUCUUAUCAAGAAUGAAUACAACUGCUGGAAACCCACCGUGUGUAUGAACUUCUGCUGUGAGUUUCUGUCCUUCGUCCGGACGGUGGUCAGAGAGGACAGCCCCAGGGUGGUACAUCUGUUCUCCUGGGACCCCCACCAAGACGUUACCUACACCGUUCACAGAGACUCCAGCUACUGCUUCCUCCCUCCCUGGUAUGUGGAGGGGAUGGCGUCCCCACACUGACCACAGCCGAACUAGGCCCCUCCCCUUGGGGGUCAAACCCAACUGGUUGUCCUCCAAGAGACUGUCUGUCAAUGCCAGCCUACUAUUACCAAGAGACUUUGAUCACCAAUUUGUUGGUCUGUUUAGCAGAGGUGGCUAGAUGUGGCAUCACUAGGCAUAUGUGAUGUUGUGUUCUUCCACAAGAAUGAAAUUAUUAUUUUAUUAAGGUAACAGGACCGUAAUAACAGAGCAAUGCCACUGUAUGCUUUGGUUCUCCCCUUUUAAUCCCAGGCUCACAAGCAAUAUGUUUCUGUUCCAAAACAAUUGUACAAUCAUCAAGACAUUAGUAAACGUAACCUUAACAAAGGCACAUGGAUUAUUACAAUAACUCUUCAUGUACUUAUUUCGUUAACAUGAUUAAAUAUCAGUAAAUGUGAAAGGGUUAGUAAAGUAGGUUUGUGGAAUAUUACAAUAACAUAAUGCGACUGUGUACUGAAUUUUAUAAUAAAUUAUAUGUGAAUUUUUC
Molecule: messenger RNA, 1920 nt
Organism: Gadus morhua (Atlantic cod)
Lineage: Eukaryota; Metazoa; Chordata; Actinopteri; Gadiformes; Gadidae
Gene: dxo
Product: decapping exoribonuclease
Exons: 6
Coding region: 159-1415 (418 amino acids)
Biological process (GO): NAD-cap decapping; nuclear-transcribed mRNA catabolic process
Cellular component (GO): nucleus; cytosol
Molecular function (GO): mRNA 5'-diphosphatase activity
Source: RefSeq, a predicted model, not a curated record